GAAGCCAAUGAUCUGAACUAACCAAUGCAAAAAGAAGUAAUCAUGCCACAAUGGAAAAUGAACUGUUCUGUAUGGGAGAGAAGAUUUAUUUUGUUUAUCUUUCAAGGAUGGAUUUCCCUAUCUUUCUGUGAGGAUUGGUCGUUCACAUUCCCAGAAUCCAUCACUGUCUUUACAAGUUCCAGUGUCACUAUACCUUGCACAUUCACCUCUCCCAAAGGCUACAGCGAUGUCCAUAUAAUCUGGUACACUUACAAUGUUUUUAGCUACACACAAGUUUUCAACAGCAAAGACCCCUCUGCAGUGUUACCGAAAUACCGAGGUCGGACUUUCCUCGUGGGAAAUGACACAAACAGUUGCUCGUUGAGGAUUGAUAAUGUUAUUGAAAAAAAAUAUUUUUAUCCAGGAAUAAAUGACAAUAUAAACUCUCUUAAGCUCCAGAGAAAGAAAGUACAUGUCAUUAUCUCAGACUGGAUAUUUAUAUUCCCAGAAUUCAUUCAAGCAUUGAACGGUUCGUGUGUGGAGAUUCCCUGCUCGUUUACUUACAAGAAACAUAAUGAUGAUUCCAAUUUGAUUUGGUUUAGUUACCAUCUAACACAUUAUCCUCAAAUAUUCAAUAAAAGAAACCACCCUUUUGUGGAAUCAGAUUAUAAAGGCCGUACAUCGCUGGUGGGAAAUGGACCAAAUAGCUGCUCUUUGAGGAUUGAUAAUGUGCAACAUAAUGAACAAUACUUUCCUGGAAUAAGCAACUAUAUAAAUUCAUACACUCUUCUCAAUCAAAAAAUAAUUAGGGUCAACGUCACAGAUUCGCUUUUUAUACCACUAAUAAAAGGAGCUGAUGACUUGCAAGAAGGGAAGACAGGGAGUAUAUUCUGCACUGUACUGCACACCUGUUCCUCAAGCCCACCUUCUCUAGAAUGGAACAAGGCUGGACAUCCUAUCAGUGUGCGACAUGAGGACAUCUCAGGAGGCUAUUGGAGAGUUGAAUCAGAAAUCAGAUAUUCUCCUUCCUAUCAGGAUCAUAACACAAGCCUUAAAUGCACUGCUACAUUCCAAAAUGGGAAACAAUUUCAUCAAAACACCAUCUUACGUAUCAGACCCAGCUGUCAAUAUACUCUGAUAUUUGGGGUGACUGGAGCCACCUGUUUUGUCAUGUUUCUGUUGAACAUCUGUCUGUGUUGGAGGUUGAGAAAGAGUCGAGGCGCUGCACACCGCAAUGAGGAUUCCUCCAAAUAUGAUGCCACAUAUGCCGAUCUUCAAAAGAAAGAUAUAGACCCAGACUAUGAUGAGCUGAUCAGAAUUUAUCACCAAGUUGACGCUGGAAAGACCAAUUUCAAGAAGCCAGCGCAACCGCGAAAUCUUUGAAAACACAGCGGAAUGUGUGCUAGCUGAUGACCUGGAAAAUAAAUAUAUCGCAUAUAACUAAUAAACGUAUUAUUGUGAAAAAAUAUAUUAUAAUUGAAAUAAAUAGGAAAUACAACUGUUCAAAGAUUGUUGCAAUUAUGUAUUUAACAUGCUCACAGCUGUGAAUUAUAUGCUUAUAUUGAGAGCGUGAUUUUCCCAAGUGACAUUGGGUCACUGGCAUCUUUUUCUGUCUUUCGACCUGUGAUUGCCCAGGAUCCUGCCUUGUUAAAGUUCUCACUUUAAGUCUAUAUCUAUCCUUCCGUCUCUCUUCCUGUGACUUGCACACUUUCCGUCCCUUCUGACUCAUCUUCUUCAUGAUUGUUUAAAACUUAACUGGUCCAGCAACUCAAGUCUUUUCUCCUUAAAUUAUUGCUUCACAAAUUUCACCUGCCAUAGUAGGAAAUUUGAAAAUACGUAUACACAAACUCCCAGAAUU
Pelobates fuscus (common spadefoot toad) is the source of this 1837-nucleotide messenger RNA. RefSeq lists its product as uncharacterized. Lineage: Eukaryota; Metazoa; Chordata; Amphibia; Anura; Pelobatidae. The record is from RefSeq and is a predicted model, not a curated record. The transcript is spliced from 9 exons. Bases 25 to 1362 code for a protein of 445 amino acids.